AGAUGGUGGGUCACAAGAACGGCAGUGCUGGAGAAGAUCGUUGUUGCAGCCUUGGUGGGGGCUUGCUCAUGGGAUGGUCUAUGGCCUCACAAUGUGGAUGCGAUGAUAGCCUAAUGGAGGCUUGGGGGUCUCUUAACCAAAAUGGGGACUGGACAGAUUGUUAUGUUCCAGUGGAUGGAUCGGCAGUGCCAGAGGAGAUUGUUGUCGCAGCCUUGGCG
Messenger RNA from Pelobates cultripes (western spadefoot toad), 218 nucleotides. Lineage: Eukaryota; Metazoa; Chordata; Amphibia; Anura; Pelobatidae. The record is from the annotation of a GenBank genome assembly.